GAUAAGUCAUUUUAUGCAGGGUGAAGUAACUAUCGACCACUGCACUGCAUGUCAAUCGAACCCCUCAUUUCUACUCCUGCCCCUCCAUUCGUCCCCUCCCAUAGCCAACUUCAACUCAGUCCAUCGCCCGUCCACUACACAUUGAACCCAUUCUCUCAUCAAGCCUGCAGAACAACCAGACACAACCAUGGCGCCUCUGAUCGUCGACAUCCACACGCACGUCUACCCCCCGUCAUACAUGCAGAUGCUCCGGGCUCGCAAGACGGUGCCGUACGUGCACGACCCGAGCGACAGCGGGACUCCACGGCUGAUAAUUCUCUCAUCGGACGACGACCCAUCCAUCCGGAUCGACCAGCGCGGGCGGCCCGUGGACUCGUCGUACUCCGACAUCGAGGUGAAGCUAGCGUUCAUGCGCCGCCACGGCAUCAACAGCAGCGUGAUCUCGUUGGCCAACCCGUGGCUGGACUUCCUAGCACCGGACGAAGCGCAGAGCUGGGCGGAGCGCAUCAACGACGACCUGGAGGCGACCUGCGCGCGGGUGAACCACGCCGCGGACCCCGAGAACACGCGGGCGCUGCACGAGAAGGAGACUUUGUUUGCGUUCGGCGCGCUGCCGCUCAGUGCGCCCAGUGCGGACGUGGUCGUCCGCGAGAUCGAGAGGCUGAAGACCUUGCCCCAUCUGCGGGGCGUGAUUAUGGGCACGACUGGGUUGGGGAAGGGGCUGGAUGAUAGUGGCCUGGACCCGGUUUGGAAGGCGUUGCAGGAGACUGACUCGGUGCUGUUUCUGCAUCCACACUACGGACUGCCGGAUGAGGCUUUCGGGGGAUCCGAGGCCAUGAAUCGCUACGGUCAUGUGCUGCCCCUCGCACUGGGGUUCCCGCUGGAGACGACCAUUGCGGUGACGCGGAUGUUGCUGGCCGGGGUGUUCGAUCGGUUCCCGGGGUUGAAAAUCCUGUUGGCGCACUCUGGCGGCACUCUUCCUUUUCUGGCUGGGAGGAUUGAGAGCUGCAUCCUGCAUGAGCGCAAGUUCGUUGCCAAUGGAGGCGGCGUGCCUGGCCCACAAAGAAAUGCUGUAGUCUACGGUACUGCCGGCCUGAAAGCCGCGGUGGCUGCAGCCGGUGGUGCGGACCGCCUACUCUUCGGAACUGAUCACCCGUUCUUCCCCCCGUUGAGCAAAGAUGACGAGGAAUGGCCGAGCGUGACCACGAACUAUAAGGCUAUUCAUGCCGCCUUUGACGGAGAAAGCGACACCGUUGCAGGGGUUCUAGGCGGGAACGCGGCUCGCAUCUUGAACCUGAAAUGA
Molecule: messenger RNA, 1303 nt
Organism: Aspergillus homomorphus CBS 101889
Lineage: Eukaryota; Fungi; Ascomycota; Eurotiomycetes; Eurotiales; Aspergillaceae
Product: amidohydrolase family protein
Exons: 3
Coding region: 188-1303 (371 amino acids)
Biological process (GO): secondary metabolic process
Cellular component (GO): cytoplasm; cytosol
Molecular function (GO): hydrolase activity; carboxy-lyase activity
Source: RefSeq, a predicted model, not a curated record